CAGCUCUGCUUGGGACGUGGUGUCUGUGCGCUCUGCGGUCUUUGUAGUAGUUUUCGACUUUUCUACGCUGACGGUAAAGCUCUCAGUUCUCGGACGACAAAGUCAAGAUGCGCGAGAUUGUGCACAUUCAGACUGGCCAGUGUGGCAACCAGAUCGGAGCUAAGUUCUGGGAGGUGAUUUCGGAUGAGCAUGGCAUUGAUCCAACCGGAGCGUACCAUGGCGACUCUGACCUCCAACUGGAGAGAAUCAACGUUUACUAUAAUGAGGCCACGGGCGGAAAGUACGUUCCGCGUGCCAUUCUUGUCGAUCUGGAGCCCGGAACAAUGGACUCCGUUCGCUCGGGUCCCUUCGGCCAAUUGUUCCGCCCUGAUAACUUUGUAUUCGGCCAAAGCGGCGCUGGCAACAACUGGGCUAAGGGCCAUUACACCGAAGGUGCUGAGCUAGUAGAUUCGGUUCUUGAUGUCGUCCGCAAAGAAGCUGAGUCAUGCGACUGUUUGCAGGGCUUCCAGCUCACCCAUUCCUUGGGCGGCGGAACCGGCUCCGGAAUGGGUACCCUGCUCAUUUCAAAAAUCCGUGAAGAAUACCCCGACAGGAUCAUGAACACUUUCUCUGUCGUACCUUCGCCGAAAGUGUCCGACACUGUUGUAGAACCUUACAAUGCGACCCUGUCGGUGCACCAACUUGUUGAAAAUACAGAUGAGACCUAUUGUAUUGAUAAUGAGGCUCUGUAUGACAUCUGCUUCCGCACGCUCAAAUUGACCACACCGACGUAUGGCGACCUCAACCAUCUCGUGUCAGCCACGAUGUCUGGUGUGACUACCUGCCUUCGUUUCCCCGGACAGUUAAAUGCCGACCUUCGCAAACUGGCGGUGAACAUGGUGCCUUUCCCACGUCUGCACUUCUUCAUGCCCGGAUUCGCGCCUCUUACCUCUCGCGGCUCGCAACAGUACCGCGCCUUGACUGUACCCGAGCUGACUCAGCAAAUGUUCGACGCCAAGAACAUGAUGGCCGCGUGUGACCCACGUCAUGGGCGCUACCUGACCGUUGCAGCCAUUUUCCGAGGACGCAUGUCCAUGAAGGAAGUCGACGAGCAGAUGCUUAAUGUGCAGAACAAGAACUCAUCAUACUUCGUCGAGUGGAUUCCCAAUAAUGUCAAGACUGCCGUCUGUGAUAUUCCGCCCCGUGGAUUGAAGAUGGCCGCCACGUUCAUCGGAAACUCAACCGCUAUUCAAGAAUUAUUUAAGCGCAUCUCUGAACAAUUUACUGCAAUGUUUCGCAGAAAAGCUUUUCUUCACUGGUACACUGGAGAGGGUAUGGAUGAGAUGGAGUUUACCGAAGCGGAGUCGAACAUGAAUGACCUUGUGUCCGAAUACCAGCAGUACCAGGAGGCUACUGCUGACGAUGACGGUGAGUUCGAGGAGGAGGAAGAGGUUCAGGAAGAGUAAAUCGAGGCGCUAAAAAACCACAGGAAACCGGAAACGGCCAUCAGGGAAAAAGUCCGAAAAGAUAAGCCUCCUUUUCGUGCUUUGUGGUCUGGGUCCAAACACAUGUCGUUCGACCGAAGGAGGCAUGACGCAAAAGAAAAUGAUGAUAGAAGCUGGAAAAAGUCAAUGAGCUCGAAAUAAAUGAAAGAUGAAAAAAUGUGCCCACGAAUCUCAGCAGAAUCAGCAGUGAAUAUCAGUCGGUCUAAUCAAAUAGUUCCCCCGUCUCGCCACUGCCAGGUUCUAUAGGGCUACGCUUCUUUAGCUGUAGCGUUAAAGAAAGAAGAAAGCCAGCAGGUCACAAGGGGCCUUCAAUAUAAUUUUAUUUGCAAAACAAAAUACAUAGAGAGAACAGGACGAUGUGUGAAAAGUAUUAUGAAGAUAUUUUACGACUAGCAGGACAUAUACACAUCAACCGUUCUUCUGUGAUGAUGACUUUUUCAUGGAUAAAGUUGAGCGCUUAAUGGUUAAAAACAUGAAGCAUCGUAUGCCGCGGAAGUAUUGUCAACCACCAGAUCGAUACUAACCUCAAUACGCAUCGAGCUGCAGUAUCGACAUAGCUCUUGCAUAUGAAUGUGGAAAAAGAUCAUUAGCCGAGAAACCGGAUAAAGAUGACGAUCAAUUAAAUGUGUGACUUGACGGGGGCUAGCUAUUGGGAAAGAGUACGCAAGUGAAAGCGUGAGCUGGGAACUGAAGAAGCACGAGAGGAUCCACCUUUAAUAUUAUUCGUAACAACGAACGCAUAAAUAAAUGACCAACAAUACGCUACUGCUACAUCAACCAGACCGAUUCAACACCAACAAUUGCAACAACAACAUAAUGACUAUAAUAACAAUAAUAAUAACAGUAAAAUAUAAUCAAGAAGGAUGUAUUAAACCUACGAAUGAGCAGUAUUCAAUUUCACCCAAUCUCAAAUAACGUGGAGCUAAAUAACGUGAACAGUGUGUGCAGGCAGGGCUGACUACCUUUUUCAACUAAUUUAUUAAUCUACAUAAAACUACCGCCUAGCAGAAAGAUUAUAAGUAAUCAUCAUAUGAUGAUGAAGUUCAGGAGAUAACAAGAGUGUUCAUGAAUGUUGCGUAAAAAAGGCAAGAUGCCCAAAGUCAAGUGUCCUAUCGGGAAAGUGACAUGGUCAUUUCUACUUUUUCAAUAAAAUUAAAACGAGUUUAUGCAGUUUACAUGCGUAUCAAUGUAUUAUCGAACGUAAAAAUAGAAAAAAUAACCAAAAGCGAAAUACCCAAAAAAAAGCUAUAUAUAUAUAUAUAUAUAUAUACGUUUUCAGUGCUAUAUUGAUAUAAAAUAAAUAGAGAUAAAAGCAGCAGAACUCAAGAGGAUCGAAAUCAUGAUUUCUGAAACACAACGUAGCCAACUAGCCAUGCUAUAAAUAAUGGUUUCAAUAAGAUAAAAACAAAAAAAGCGAAAGAAAUCAAGGUAGAAAAAAUGUCUACAUAAAAACA
Varroa destructor (honeybee mite) is the source of this 2938-nucleotide messenger RNA. RefSeq names its product tubulin beta chain. Gene Ontology annotation, molecular function: GTPase activity; structural constituent of cytoskeleton; GTP binding. NCBI's taxonomy places the organism in Eukaryota, Metazoa, Arthropoda, Arachnida, Mesostigmata, Varroidae. Gene Ontology annotation, cellular component: microtubule. The record is from RefSeq and is a predicted model, not a curated record. Gene Ontology annotation, biological process: microtubule-based process.